CUUGCAGCUGUGUGAGUUUGCUCUGCACACAACAAAGCCAUUGGCUCAGAGGAACUGAUGACGGUGGAAGCGCACCGUCCUCUCUGCAGGAGCGGCUUCACCUUCUUUCCUCAGCUCGGAUCAGAGCGUGGACUGAGAAGCGCAGACUCGUGGAGCUGAGAUGCGCCUUUACGCAGAGAACUCUUCCUCCUCCUGAUUUCCGCUUGGGUUCCGCUCGGAGGCGCGUCGUGCCGCUCGUGCAGCAGCGCGCGGACAGAGGCGCACGCUGGAGACAAAAAYACAGCAGCUCAGCUCAGYUCAGUCCAGUCCAGUCGGUGCAACGCAGCCAAGCUCUCGAUUUUUUAAAAAAAAGCAGCAGGAGCGGUUGGAGAGUUCCGGACGGAGUUCCUCUCCCGKGGAAGAAGCGGAGCGCGGUGCUGGAGACAUAAGGACUCUGAAAAACCUGCGGGAUUCGGUGCGUGUGGAGGGGACCGAUCUAAACUUGGAUAUGGCCGCGGUGAAGACGUUCGACCUGCUGGUUGGAGUUGUUUUGUGUUUGCUGUUUGUGUGGAGUGUGGACGCGGAGAUCCCGGCCGGUGACGGGGUCUUUUACUCAUAUGUGCAGAGGCAAGCUGGAGAUGAGAGCUCUGCAGUGGAGGUGAAGCUGUUCAGUCACCGGUGGAGGAGAUGGCUUCCCCCAAAACCUCAAAACAUGGACAGCAACCGGGCCAGCCAAGAGCAAGAUCAGAACGCAGAACCGGAGGACCCCGAAAGUUUUCCGGGUCUAUUGUCUGCGGAAGAUACCGACAACAGCUCCCAGAUAGAGGAGGACACAGACCACAACUACUACACAUCAAAAACAUACGGCCCCUCAGAUCCUAUGAGCAAAGACUUGUGGGUAAACAUUGAGCAGAUGGAGAAGGACAAAGUGAAGAUCCAUGGGAUUCUGUCCAACACACACAGACAGGCAGCGAGAGUUAAUCUGUCCUUCGAUUUCCCGUUUUAUGGGCAUCUCCUGCGUGAAAUCACUGUGGCGACUGGUGGUUUCAUCUACACUGGUGAUGUCGUCCACCGGAUGCUAACAGCGACGCAAUACAUCGCUCCUCUGAUGGCCAACUUUGACCCGAGCGUCUCCAGAAACUCUACUGUCAUUUAUUUUGACAAUGGUACAGCACUGGUGGUGCAGUGGGACCACGUCCACCUACAGGACAACUACAACUUGGGAAGCUUCACCUUCCAGGCCACGCUGCACAAUACAGGCAGAAUCGUCUUCGCAUACAAAGAGAUCCCCACUGGAAUAUCACAAAUCAGUUCUAUCAACCACCCGGUGAAGGUGGGCCUUUCUGACGCUUUUGUGGUGGUCCACAAGAUCCAGCAGAUACCCAAUGUGAGGCGAAGGACAAUCUACGAGUACCACCGUGUGGAGCUGACGACGGCGAGGAUCAGCAGYUCCACAGCAGUGGAAAUAACACCUUUACCCACCUGUCUGCAGUUCAGCAGCUGUGCUUCCUGCAUCUCCGCACAGAUUAACUUCAACUGCAGCUGGUGCCACCGACUCAACAGAUGUUCCAGUGGUUUUGACCGCCAUCGCCAGGACUGGGUGGACAACAGCUGCCCUGAUGAGACCAAAGACAAACUGUGUGACGUAACGGACACAACACAACUGUACCCGUUCACCGCUGUUAUAAACCAAACAACACUGAGGGGUAAAGAAGACUCUGGAGACAAAGAUUCACUUUUCACCUCUCAGCCUCCAACCAGUGCUCCCACUGAAGAUGAUACAAAGAUCGCACUGCAUCUCAGAGACAACCAGGUAAUACCAGCUGACAGUGCUGUCAACAAGAUGCCGGGCUCUCAUCCUCUGCACACCGGUCUGAUCCUGGGCAUCCUGCUGGUGAUGCUCGUCAUGAUUGCCGGCGUGCUGAUCACCGUCUACGUGUACCACCACCCAACCUCUGCAGCCAGCCUCUUCCUCAUCGAGAGACGCCCGAGCAGAUGGCCAGCCAUGAAAUUUCGCCGGGGCUCGGGCCACCCCGCGUACGCAGAGGUGGAGCCGGUGGGCCAGGAGAAGGAGGGCUUCAUCGAGUCCGAGCAGUGCUGAGCGAGGAGGGGCUGCUCCCAUUCCUGCUGGCUUCCAUGCUGUGUGUGCCCUCCUGCUCGGCGGGGACUUCGGCUGCCUGAAGCUCAGUGUACACAUUCCCUGGUUUAAAACUUUGGAUUCGGCUUGUUUAGUGCUAGAUGUGACUGGUCGCAGCAGCCAGUGACUGAAGGAAGCAAGGAAACCCUGAAAACUGAUCCCAGACGAACCCACUAAGCAGCCCCUGUCGGUGAGAAACUGACCCACCAGGGUGAAGGGGAACAGCACUGAUGUCAUCGAUUCAGCUGGACUUGAUACACGUUGCCACAGAGGGACUGGUACUGAAUGCCUUGGCUGAUUGGUGCAGGGUGAUUUAAACAGUAUAUAUUUUCAAAAACCAAUACAGAGUGAACAGGUUUCCACUUUCCUGUUUGUGGGGUCGUUAGCAUAAGCCUUUAGUAUAUCCAUCAGGUUUUUACUUGUUUUCUUUUGUUUUUCAAAAUGGCUUUUCUGUUUGAUUUUWGUAUGWUGGGGUUGGCAGUUUAUCUGUACAGAUGGUUGGUAUUGCUUUUCWAUACCACUGCAGACAUAAUUGACUUUUCCACAGCUCGCUCUGCGUAUACAAGCUGAAGCCAGGCGAUAUGACGUGAGCUUGAACUACUGUCACCACAAUCAAUCAUAGCAAAGAGAAAAAACUCUGAACAUUCAGCAUUGCAGUUGGAUCAGUUCAUGAUGUUCGGCUGGUUUUAAGUUCCUAAAAAGGAUUUAACGUUGAUCUUUUAUUUUUUUAAUGGGUGAAAGAACUUUCCUUUAAUGUUUUUAAUUUCAUGAAUGCAGUACCAUUUUAUCCCUGAUCAUUGUUUGCACAGUUCUUAUUUUCCGAGCACAUUUUUUUUUUCUUUUUUACAUUUGCAAUGUGGUACUGUUGCAACUUUACAAGACAGGCGCUUGUGUGUGUGAAUUUAUUUUCUGAAGUGUAUGUGAUUCAUGUGUGUUAAUAUAGAAGAGCAAUACUAAG
Austrofundulus limnaeus is the source of this 3074-nucleotide messenger RNA. RefSeq names its product plexin domain containing 2b (gene plxdc2b). The transcript is spliced from 14 exons. NCBI's taxonomy places the organism in Eukaryota, Metazoa, Chordata, Actinopteri, Cyprinodontiformes, Rivulidae. The record is from RefSeq and is a predicted model, not a curated record. The coding region runs from base 488 to 2080 and encodes 530 amino acids.